AUGGGUAAAGUAUCUAAGGCCACGAAGAAGUUCCAGACCAAACAUUUGAAGCAUACCUUGGAUCACAGGAAGAAACAGAAGCAACAUGCUGAAAAAACCAAGGGCCGCAGAGGUAACAAGACAGCAGAGGAAAAAGAGAAUGCAGCUCUGUCAAAGCAGGACCAACAGUUGCUAAAGUCAUCCAAGGAAGAAGUGUUCAAGGACAUGAGCGUGGAGGACUUUUUCGCCGGAGGAUUCGAAGUUCCCAAGGCAAGCAAGGCCAAACCGGCCAAACAGCAAAAGGAAGAAGAUGUGUCUUCAAGCGAAGACGAAGAGGGCAUGGUGGAAAACAUGGCUAGUUUGGCGGAAAAGGACCCGGAAUUCUACAAGUACUUGCAGGAAAAUGACAAGGCGUUGCUAAACUUCCAGGGCACGAACCCGCUGGACGGUAUAAGCGAUGGUGACGAAGACGGAGACGAAGAGGAAGAACAGGCACAAGGAGAGGACGACGAAGAGGAAAAAGAAGAAGCGGACGCUGCGGGAAAAAACAAAGACUCUUCGCAGACCGUUGAAGUAGACCUCAAACUGGUGAGAAAAUGGAAAAAAGAGCUUUCGGCCACGACGCUCAACGUCAAGCUCGUCAGAAACAUUGUUUCGGCCUUCAAGGCCGCAGUCAACGCCAACAAGGAAGAGCUGGUCGACAGCUACAAGUUUGCUGUCAUUAACGGCAAGGCUUUCCAAGAGCUGAUGUUUGUCGCGUUGCAGGACAUGCCAGCUGCAAUUGUCAAAGCGUACCCUUACAAAAUCGUCAGAGGCUCUAGAACGCUACCGAACAACGGCAGCGUGACCAAGGUCGCCGCUGCGUUUAAGUCGCAUGCUGGGUCCAUGCUCACCAUGCUUCAAGACAUCACAAACACGGAAUCGGCCGUGCUGGUAUUGCACUCUCUAAAUCAAAUUUUGCCAUACUUUCUGUCCCAUAGAAGAAUCAUCAAGGAGAUCAUCAAAGUCAUCGUCGAGCUAGGAGCCACGACGCGCGAUCUGGAAACCCAGGUUGCAGCUUUUGCAUUUUUGAACAACGCUUCGAGAGAAUUCAAAAAAUCGCUGCUUGAUACUGUUUUAAAGACUACCUACUCGUCUUUCAUCAAAAGUUGCCGCAAGACCAACAUUCGUACCAUGCCGUUGAUCAACUUCCAGAAGAACUCUUCUGCAGAGUUGUUUGGUAUCGACGAGGUUCUCGGAUACCAAGUCGGAUUCGAGUAUGUCAGACAGCUAGCCGUGCACUUGAGAAACAGUAUAACUGCCUCCACUAAGAAAUCUGCCAAGACCAACCCGGCAGACGCUUAUAAAAUCGUCUACAACUGGCAGUUCUGUCACUCGCUUGACUUUUGGUCGAGAGUGCUCUGUGCUCAAUGCAACCCUGAGAAGGAAAACGGCAAAGAAUCGUACUUGAGACAGUUGAUCUACCCGUUGGUACAAGUGACCAUUGGUGUGAUCAGACUGAUCCCAACUGCUCAAUUUUUCCCGCUUAGAUUCUACUUGAUCAAAUCUCUGAUCAGACUCUCGCAAAACACCGGCGUGUUUAUUCCAAUCUACCCGCUUCUUGGUGAGAUUCUUUCGUCGACCGCAUUUUCCAAGGCGCCUAAGAAGAAGUCCACGUUGCCAGCGUUUGAUUUUGACCACAACAUCAAGUGCAACCAGGGCUAUUUGGGAACGAAAGUGUACCAGGAUGGUUUGGGAGAGCAGUUUGUCGAGCUGGUUUGCGAAUACUUUGUUUUAUACUGUAAGAGCGUUUCGUUCCCAGAGCUGACGACUCCUGCUUACAUUGGUCUGCGUCGUUACGUCAAGGCCUCCAAGAACAGCAAGUUUAACAAGCAAGUCAGCAACGUUCUUGAGAAAAUCAGACAAAACUCUGAAUAUAUUCUAAACAAGAGGUCGGAAAUCGAUUUUGGCCCCACCAACAGAGGCGAGGUCGAACGUUUCCUCAACGAUGUUCCUUGGAACAAAACCCCAUUGGGAUCUUACGUUCAAGUACAACGUGAAGUUAAGGAAGAGAAGGUCAAGAUACUGAGAGAAAGUUUGGAGGAAGAGGAUGAACAGGAAGCGAGACGCCAACCCGUAUCCGACGGAGAAGACGAUGAUGUCGAAAUGUCUGACGAAUAG
Molecule: messenger RNA, 2139 nt
Organism: Lachancea sp. 'fantastica'
Lineage: Eukaryota; Fungi; Ascomycota; Saccharomycetes; Saccharomycetales; Saccharomycetaceae
Source: the annotation of a GenBank genome assembly